GCCUUGUGGUCGAGAACCUUGAUCGACUGUGCCGUGUUUGAUAGAGAACGCCUGGCUUCAUGAGCUGUAUGCUCAUGACACCAAGAGAGAGAUGGAACCGCUGUCACUGCCGCUACGAGUUUGUCGGGGUAUACUGAGGGAAUUACGUUACCUCCAAGGGCCAAGUUACAAACAGUCAUUGGCCUACAACUAUGUUAUGGACCAGUUUCGAAAAAAUAAGGUAACAGGAGAGAGGUACUGCCGUGCCCAGCAGGAGGCACACCAUGCCUCACACACGUACCUGUGUUAUUUGGCAUCUACCAGGAACUACCUGGCCCUGCAUAACCUUUACCAUGGCAAGGGAGAGCGCAGUGCAGAAGAAGUGGCCGGCCUAGUGGGGCUCAGGCUGCCCACGCAGCCAGGGGGUAAAGGCUGGGAGAAAUGAGGGCAUGGGAAGAAAACUGUGAAGUUCCUCAGAAAUAUUGUGUGUGAAUGAUUCAUCUGCCUCAUGGAAAGUCGACUCCAAAGGGAUGGAUUUGUGACUGUAGUCCACUAGACUGGAGAUUGCAUCAUCAUGGACUGCUAUGAAGGAGCUUGAAUUUGUCCUCGUGUUCGAGGGAAUGGCAUAUGAUAGUCUAAUCUGAGUGUGAAGCCACUGUGAAAACAAACUGGGAUUAAUAAUCUGUGUACGAGUAUGCUAAAGGUUAUGUUUGUGUUUCUAAGUGUAAAAGCAAACGGACUAAGUGCUUUCUCGUGGAUUCACUUAAGGAACCAGGUAAAAGUAAAUAAUGCAUCACAAAUUAGCUGCAGCGUACAAUGGCUUCAAAAGUUGUUCAGACCGCUUCAUGUUUUGCACUGUUUAGAUAUCAUUUGGAUAAAAUCUGUCUACACUUAACAUAUUAAGUGAAAAUAUGUUUUCCAUUUUCUGCAGAUUUAUUAAAAAUCAAACAUCUCUCACUACUAAUCUUUGUGUUCCAUU
This is a messenger RNA of Monopterus albus (swamp eel), 958 nucleotides long. RefSeq names its product formation of mitochondrial complex V assembly factor 1 homolog (gene fmc1). The transcript is spliced from 2 exons. Gene Ontology annotation, cellular component: mitochondrion. The record is from RefSeq and is a predicted model, not a curated record. Lineage: Eukaryota; Metazoa; Chordata; Actinopteri; Synbranchiformes; Synbranchidae. The coding region runs from base 92 to 424 and encodes 110 amino acids.